Messenger RNA from Talaromyces amestolkiae, 927 nucleotides. RefSeq lists its product as uncharacterized. Bases 1 to 927 code for a protein of 308 amino acids. The transcript has a single exon. The record is from RefSeq and is a predicted model, not a curated record. Lineage: Eukaryota; Fungi; Ascomycota; Eurotiomycetes; Eurotiales; Trichocomaceae.
AUGUCAAUCCUCUACCGCCUCGCAACUACACAUUUCAAACAUACACAUCCCMCCCGACACAAUUCCCAGCCUCUACCAAUAUCAAUGCAAAUGACCUUCCUGCGCCGAACGGCUGCUGGAACAGCGACUCUGACAGUAGAAGACUCCAAAAUAGGAUCGAGAACGUCUACAAUCCACGUCACGCUUUCUCAGGAAGAUGAUAGUAGCAGUGCUAAGCCGAACCACACCAAAAAGCCGACGGCUAAAGUUGUGGGAUACAUCACCGUCUCAGACCCGAUAUCAGACGUUGGACAUUCAGCGCCUUCAACCUGGAAACUGUAUCCGCCUGCACCGAGUGGUGGACCACCCAGCGUUAUCGUUACGCCCGACAACGUGAGCUUAUCACCAGAUAACGCUACGCAGUCAAAAUGGCGACAGACAGGACCAACAGAUUGGGCCAAAUUCAGGCGCGUGGAGCAUCAAUGCAUCACAUUUGGCCCGACAAGCGCGCACAUGAAACCGGGUGUCCUCGAUCAAUGGGCGCGCCUGCGCACGGUGACUUCGGGAUCCUCUGCAGCUGGGAAUGGGAAGUGGACCAACGAGACACUUCCAUUUUUGAGUGACUGGUUUCCUGCAGGACUGGAACAGGUGGGUUAUCAAGCCCUAUCUUCGUCGGCGUCGCCACCAUCAACAAGACCAAAGAUCCCACCGUUUUGGUAUCCCACUGUCACGCUGAAUAUAGACUUCAAGAAGAGUCUUCCGCCCCAGGGGGUGGAUUGGUUAUAUUCUCGGGUGGAGAUGAAAUCCGUCCGGAAUGGGAGGAUGGAUAUCGAGGUGAUCAUCAUGGACGAACAGGGGGAAAUUGUCGCGUUGUGUUCUCAUAUCGGAUUGGUGGUUCCUAUUGAGCGGAACACGAGUGGGCGAAAAUAUGAAAAGUCCAAGAUGUGA